UGUAUAUAUUCACAAGUCGAGAUCAUCAUUGCAUUAUCUAAGUAAUUUGUUUACUGCUCCAAGUCCUAACAAAUCUUCAUCAUCAUGGUUGCUUUGUUUACUCCUACUGUGUUCUCAACCAAGGGAUGGCUCUUAGAGGAGGAGCCAUUAAGCUAUGAUGUGUCCUCAAAGAACUCAUUUCCCUAUCAAUUUUAUUCACUACAGACACAGAUUGAGGUUGAAAUAGAAAGGUCAACUGCACCAUCCCCUGAUGACCCUGCCAUGGUCAAGAAGCUUAGCCACAACGAUAGUGAACGUGAUCGCCGCAAGAAGGUCAAUAAUCUGGUUUCUUCACUUCGUUUACUUCUUCCAGUGGAAGAUCAAACGAAAAAAAUGAGUAUUCCGGCGACAGUUUCGCGAGUCUUAAAAUACAUACCUGAGUUGCAACACCAAGUGCAAGCACUAAAUAAGAAAAAAGAGGAGCUUCUGUGCAGAAUUUCAAAAAAUCUCAAAGGAGAUUCAGUGAACAAAGAAUCUCAAAGGAGAAUUGCCCACCACAAUUCUGAUUUUGUUGUUUCGACUAGUAGGCUCAACGAUUGUGAAGCUGUUGUUCACAUUUCUUUUUAUGAGGUUCACAAGGUUCCACUAUCCGAGAUCUUGCACUGUUUAGAAAAUAAUGGCCUUCUUCUGCUAAAUGCUUCUUCCUCUGAAACCUUUGGUGGAAGGUUCUUCUACAACUUGCAUUUCCAGGUGGAAAAAGCUCAUAGAUUAGAGUCCGAGAUUCUAACUGAGAAGCUUUUGUCAAUAUAUGAGAAGCAAAGGAUUUUCUAAUCAAACUAAAUUUGGUUCUAAUUUUGAUGAUCAAACGAUCUUAAGUGCUCUGAUGUUAAAUUUGACACCAAAAAAGUCUGCACAUAUUUGGCCUGUAUGAGUGGCAAGUUCCGAAAUCAUCAUAAUAGAAUAAUCACAUGCUGCAGAUCUAUAUAGAAUUCUAUAUAUAUAUAUGGUUUGGUAAAAAAGCAACUGGGAGGAAGGUGCAUGGAUUUUAGGAGUUAAAGAAUGUUACACUCGGCCUAACCUAGCAAAGUGCUAUUAAUUUGUCUCUUUCCUUUUAUUACAAAGAGAAGGCAUAUAAUUUUAGAGUUCAGUUCUCAGUUUUCUAAAUUUGACUUAUAUCAUGGUAGAUAUAUAAUUUUUAGCUAUUAUCUCAUUUUCUUAA
This is a messenger RNA of Glycine soja, 1198 nucleotides long. Its product is annotated as transcription factor ORG2-like. NCBI's taxonomy places the organism in Eukaryota, Viridiplantae, Streptophyta, Magnoliopsida, Fabales, Fabaceae. Bases 85 to 810 code for a protein of 241 amino acids. The transcript has 4 exons. The record is from RefSeq and is a predicted model, not a curated record. Gene Ontology annotation, molecular function: RNA polymerase II transcription regulatory region sequence-specific DNA binding; protein dimerization activity; DNA-binding transcription factor activity, RNA polymerase II-specific. Gene Ontology annotation, biological process: regulation of transcription by RNA polymerase II. Gene Ontology annotation, cellular component: RNA polymerase II transcription regulator complex.